Messenger RNA from Kwoniella mangroviensis CBS 8507, 663 nucleotides. RefSeq lists its product as uncharacterized. The coding region runs from base 1 to 663 and encodes 220 amino acids. The record is from RefSeq and is a predicted model, not a curated record. The transcript is spliced from 3 exons. Lineage: Eukaryota; Fungi; Basidiomycota; Tremellomycetes; Tremellales; Cryptococcaceae.
AUGGAGAAUACUACAUCACCCAGUGUUGACGAUCGUUCCGAGGGGAAAAUCAAUGGCAAAUCGAAUACCAACACAGUGGCUCUGAGUGAACAUCAAGCUUUGGGCUUAAACGAAUAUUCUUAUCAAGCUUUAAAACAUGAAAUCGAAGAUUUAAGGAGAAAGAAUGAAAAUCUAAAGAAAGACUUGGCAAUCUCCCGAACAAGUCUCCGAGAUCGAGAUCGAGAUACGAGGGAUAUAGAUGCAAGAGGCACCUCAGUAGCUUGGCAAGCUAUGAAAUUCUGGACAAAAGUUGAUCUUAUGAAAAGUGAACUAAGAAUGCAUGUCGCGAAGGAACGGUUGAGGUUAUCUAGAGAUCAAGAUACCGAAUUAGCAUCGAAGAUAUUGAAUGAGUAUUUUGAUGAUGAGAUACCAUACAAAUGGUACGCUUUAGCCACUGCAUCUGAGACUGGACCUGACUGUGACUCUACACAGCAAACCGAUCGACCCGAACCAUCUUCAAGGGAUCUCAAUGACUUAAACUUGACGAUGAGCUGGACAGCAAGUGUACUCCGUAUGAUGACAAAAUCUGGCGAUAUACCGAAGAUUGUGCCGCAAUUAGGUAUCAGACUUGGCAAUAACCAUACUUCGAAAGGUUAUUUCCUCCAGCUUUCUCCAGUCACUUGA